This is a messenger RNA of Choloepus didactylus (southern two-toed sloth), 3728 nucleotides long. It is a transcript of the gene IRF6, whose product is annotated as interferon regulatory factor 6. NCBI's taxonomy places the organism in Eukaryota, Metazoa, Chordata, Mammalia, Pilosa, Megalonychidae. Gene Ontology annotation, cellular component: nucleus. Gene Ontology annotation, biological process: regulation of transcription by RNA polymerase II; immune system process. The record is from RefSeq and is a predicted model, not a curated record. Bases 284 to 1672 code for a protein of 462 amino acids. The transcript has 9 exons. Gene Ontology annotation, molecular function: RNA polymerase II cis-regulatory region sequence-specific DNA binding; protein binding; DNA-binding transcription factor activity, RNA polymerase II-specific.
GUGAGCUCGGCGCACCUGGGCCGGGCAGGUGAGGGCUGGUGCGGGACGGGGAGCGGAGCCCGCAGUCCCCACCAGCGCUGAGCCUGGCGCCACUUGCCCAAGUCGUCGAGGAACGCCGUGGCGACGGGUGAUCCUAGCUGGAGACUUGGUUCGUAGGGACGUCCGCUUCGGGAAGCCUGAUUGAGGAAAGGAAUAGAAUCUUUGGGUGGCCAGGAGAAAAGGAAGCUGAUUUCAGGUCCAGCUGUUCGGAUCCUUGAGGACAUACUGCCUGCUCGUCCAUACCAUGGCCCUCCACCCCCGCAGAGUCCGGCUGAAGCCCUGGCUUGUGGCCCAGGUGGAUAGUGGCCUCUAUCCUGGGCUCAUCUGGCUACAUAGGGACUCCAAGCGCUUCCAGAUUCCCUGGAAACAUGCUACCCGGCAUAGCCCCCAACAAGAGGAGGAAAAUACCAUCUUCAAGGCCUGGGCUGUGGAGACAGGAAAAUACCAGGAAGGGGUGGAUGACCCUGACCCGGCUAAAUGGAAGGCUCAGCUCCGCUGUGCUCUCAACAAGAGCAGGGAAUUCAACCUGAUGUAUGAUGGCACGAAGGAGGUACCCAUGAACCCAGUGAAGAUAUAUCAAGUGUGCGACAUCCCCCAGCCCCAGGGCUCGAUCAUUAACCCAGGAUCCACAGGGUCUGCUCCUUGGGAUGAGAAGGAUAAUGAUGUGGAUGAAGAAGAUGAGGAAGAUGAGCUCGAUCAGUCACAGCACCAUGUUCCCAUUCAUGAUACCUUCACCUGCCUGAACAUCGAUGGCUCUCCCAUAGCACCAGCCAGCGUGGGCAACUCCAGCCCUGAAGCAGUGUGGCCCAAAACGGAACCUGUGGAGAUGGAAGUACCCCAGGCACCUAUACAGCCUUUCUAUAGUUCUCCCGAGCUGUGGAUCAGCUCUCUCCCCAUGACUGACCUGGACAUCAAGUUUCAGUACCGUGGGAAAGAGUAUGGGCAGACCAUGACAGUGAGCAACCCCCAGGGCUGCCGACUCUUCUACGGUGACCUGGGUCCCAUGCCUGAUCAGGAGGAGCUCUUUGGUCCUGUCAGCCUGGAACAGGUUAAGUUUCCAAGUCCAGAGCAUAUCACCAAUGAGAAGCAGAAGCUGUUCACCAGCAAGCUGCUGGACGUCAUGGACAGAGGACUGAUCCUGGAGGUUAGCGGUCAUGCCAUUUAUGCCAUCAGGCUGUGCCAGUGCAAGGUCUACUGGUCUGGGCCAUGUGCCCCAUCACUUGUUGCCCCCAACCUGAUUGAGAGACAAAAGAAGGUCAAACUGUUUUGCCUGGAAACAUUCCUUAGUGAUCUCAUUGCCCAUCAGAAAGGACAGAUAGAGAAGCAGCCACCAUUUGAGAUCUACUUAUGCUUUGGGGAAGAAUGGCCAGAUGGGAAACCUCCAGAAAGGAAACUCAUCUUGGUUCAGGUUAUUCCGGUGGUGGCUCGAAUGAUAUACGAGAUGUUUUCUGGUGAUUUCACACGAUCCUUUGACAGUGGCAGUGUCCGCCUGCAGAUCUCGACUCCAGACAUCAAAGAUAAUAUUGUUGCUCAGCUGAAGCAGCUGUACCGCAUACUCCAAACCCAGGAAAGUUGGCAGCCCAUGCAGCCUGCUCCCAGCAUGCAACUGCCCUCUGCCCUACCAGCUCAGUAAUCAUGAAUGCCAUCUUCUUCCUUUUCUUUUUAAAAAUAUUGUACAUAUGGAUAUUUUUUAUUAUUCAGAUUUAAUCAGCUUUUAAACCUAUCUUUUCUGUAACAAUAUUAGUAGCCUAUGACCUUAUUCAAUGCUGCCUAGCUUUUAAAAUUGAUUUAAUUUAUGGGAAAAUCACCCUUCAGACUUCAAUGUUUUAAUCCUCCUAAUGGUAGUACAAUGUAAUAUAAGGAGAUCUGGCCUGGGAGUUGGACACCAGCGUUCUAGCUGCAGCUUUGUUUCCAGUGGUGUGACCUUGAACAAGAUAUUUAACCUUUGGACUUCAGAUUCAUCACUUGUAAAGUGAAGGGGUUGGAAUGAUGCCUAAAAUUGCAUCUAGCUUUAAAACUGCUUUGAUGACUUCAUUCUACAUGUACAAGGAAAAACUGCCUGGAACAGCACCCUUCUGCAUUGUUGUUCUUGUACCACAUUUUUUUUUUUUUUUUUCGCUUUCAUUAAAGUUCCCUCAAUCACUGAUUUGUGCAGGAUCAAACUCUGUUUGACCUGUUCUGCUAGUAUAGUAAGCUGGCUCCUGAUGGGGGUAGUGAGAGGGAGGGGAGCUUGCUGGUUGCUUAGGAACCAAGCUUGAUGUCUAAAUAGAAAUGGGUGCCAAAGUCUGAAAGUCACCCUGCCUGUGGAGUAAAAGCUCAUAUAUUGAGCCUCUUGUUGAUAUAGAAUUUGGUGGAAGAAUGAGUUGUUGGGUGUUUUUCUUUUCACCAGAUACCACUGUGUGUGUGUGUGUGUGUGUGUUCGUGUGUGUGUGUGUGUUCAUGUGUGUGGUAGAUGAGCGCGUAUGACUCUGGUGGUGGCCUUCAGAGGAAGGAGUUCUUUUUCUUAUUUUCUUCUCUGAGGAAGACCUGGGAGUGAGCUGGGCAUAUAGGAUGAACUCCUUUGACUACAAAGGGAACAGCUCCUCCUUGUUUGUGGACUUUCAAAGACUUACUGUCAUUUGGGUUUUUUGCACUUGGGAAAGCUGGGUGUUGGGUGUUAAGGCCAGGGUGAAGAAGUGCUGGGCAAUGCUCUUUUCUGGAAAAGCCUCACCUAGAACAAACCCGAUUCUCUCCCUUCCCAGUGGAGGUAGCGGGGUGUGAAUAAUUAAAGAGUUGGUGUGAACUUUGCAGCUGUAUCUGCCAUAAACUGGUCUUAUCUAGUAACUUUUGCUCUGCCCCUGAUCCUUUUGGCUCUUCUCUUUUUUGAAGAAGAAACUAUACAUUAUUUAAACUCAGCGACCUAAAUGGAAAACAAGAUGCCUGUCUCUGGUUACAAGCCACAUUCCACUUGAAUACUGUGGCCUGUUUGUACCACACCAUAGGAAGGAAGCUCGUGUCUAUUCUGCCACCCUUAACCAAGCCACCUCCUACUUUUCAAAUGACUAAGAAGUUGGGCUUGCUUUAUUUAAAAAACUAAAUGCUCAACUCACUUAAGAGCAGCAGUGUGACAUUUAUUUAUUUAGAAUGCUUAAGUCCUGGUUUAGAGUCUAUAAGGAACCUAGUGUGAUCUCCUGUUACUGAAGAAUGGCCAAGAGAAAUCUGGGUAAACGUCAGGUAUCCAGCUUUGAGCAAAAUGGCUUCUAGAGACUAGGAGGCUUACAAAGCAUAGGAACUUCACAUUUUUGGUCAUUUUGUUGAAUGGUUGGUGUGAGGGGAUUUAGCCUUGAGGAACCCUAUCUGGGUAGCUCAAAGUUUAAAAUCCAUUAUAUGUAAAUUGGGGGAAAAAGGAUUGGAUCUGGGCUGGUCCCUACCACAUAUAAUUAAGCCUCCUAUUAUAUAUUUUCAUAGCACACUAUAUUUCCCCUUUUAGAAUAAUCAAUUCUCUUGUAAUAAUCCUUGCUUUGUAAUCCUGCUUGACUGCAGAUUUGCUGAAGGUAGCGAUUGUUCCUCUUGUACUUUGCUGAUAGCCCAGUGUCUGGUACACAAUAUGUUCUCAAAUAUCUGUUGUUGUAAUAAAUGAAUGAACUAAGUAAGUCUUUCAUUUUAGGGCUUUAUUGCUAACCACCAUGGGAAAAAAGUUUAAUAAAUAU